Rosa chinensis is the source of this 3342-nucleotide messenger RNA. Its product is annotated as alpha-mannosidase. The coding region runs from base 233 to 3250 and encodes 1005 amino acids. Gene Ontology annotation, biological process: mannose metabolic process. Gene Ontology annotation, molecular function: carbohydrate binding; alpha-mannosidase activity. The transcript has 29 exons. Lineage: Eukaryota; Viridiplantae; Streptophyta; Magnoliopsida; Rosales; Rosaceae. The record is from RefSeq and is a predicted model, not a curated record.
AAAAUGGAGGCCCAUAUGGCGACUCGUACUGACUGUCCCUACUCUCUCCUCAACCAUCUCUAUAAAGUUGAGCCGGCCAAAGGAGAAACCGAGGUCCCCCUUUUGUCCUCUUUUGCCCAAAACUCCCCAUCACAGCGGUGCUUACAAGUUACAAGUCUCUCCAUCACUUCUUCCAUAAACUCGGACCAUUCCACGGCCGGUGCUUCAGUUUUUGAUCAUUUAGUGUUUGAAAAUGCUAAAGCUCGCGGCGUUUUUCGAGCUUGUGAUUGUGGUUGUUUGGUUGGGAGUGGCGAGUGUUGAUGGAGUUUUUGUGAAGUACCAGACCGGGAGUGCUGUUGUGGAAGGGAAGUUGAAUGUUCAUUUGGUUGCGCAUUCCCAUGAUGACGUUGGUUGGUUGAAGACUGUUGAUCAGUACUAUGUUGGAUCAAAUAACAGCAUUCAGGGUGCUUGUGUUGAGAAUACGUUGGAUUCUGUCGUUGAAUCGUUGGUUCGUGAUCCGAAUAGGAAGUUUGUGUUUGCUGAGAUGGCAUUUUUCCAAAGAUGGUGGUUUACACAAAGUGUGGAAGUUCAAGAACGAGUGCGGAAACUAGUAGAUGCUGGCCAGUUAGAGUUUGUAAAUGGAGGUUGGUGCAUGCAUGAUGAGGCUGCAGUCCAUUACAUAGACAUGAUUGACCAAACAACUCUAGGCCACCUUGCUAUAAAGCAGCAGUUCAACAAGACACCUCGAGCGGGGUGGCAAAUUGAUCCGUUCGGACACUCUGCUGUGCAGGGUUACUUACUUGGAGCUGAGCUUGGAUUCGAUUCUGUACAUUUUGCAAGGAUUGAUUAUCAGGACAGAGCACAGCGUAAGGGAGAUAAGUCUCUUGAAGUUAUAUGGCGUGGAUCCAAAACUUUUGGUUCUUCAUCUCAGAUUUUUGCCAAUGCCUUUCCUCGUCACUAUAGUCCGCCAGAUGGUUUCCAUUUUGAAGUUUUUGAUGACUUUGUCCCUGUGCAGGAUAAUCCGCUUAUUUUUGACUACAAUGUUGAACUGCGCGUUAAUGAUUUUAUUACUGCUGCAAUCAUCCAAGCAAAUGUGACUAGGGGAAAUCACAUGAUGUGGACAAUGGGAGAUGAUUUCCAGUACCAAUAUGCUGAAUCUUGGUUCAAACAAAUGGAUAAGUUAAUUCACUAUGUUAAUAAGGAUGGCCGAGUUAAUGCCUUAUAUUCUACACCGUCUCUCUACACUGAUGCUAAAAAUGCAGCAAAUCAAUCAUGGCCAUUAAAAACUGAGGAUUAUUUUCCGUAUGCAGAUAUAAUAAAUGCUUAUUGGACCGGUUAUUUUACUAGUCGCCCAGGUUUGAAAAGAUAUAUUCGAUCACUAAGCGGAUAUUAUUUGGCAGCAAGAGAACUAGAAUUUCUGGUUGGAAAGAGAGCAAAUGGUUCAAGUACCUAUUCCCUUGGAGAUGCUUUAGGAAUUGCACAGCACCACGAUGCUGCCACUGGCACUGCUAAACAACAUACAACAAAUGACUAUGUAAAGCGCCUGUCAAUUGGUGUCACUGAGGCAGAAGCUGUUGUCAGUUCUGCUCUGUCGUGCCUAACUACAAAUAAAUCUGGAGAUCAAUGUAAAGACCCUGCAGUUACUUUUAGCCAGUGUCGACUACUCAAUAUCAGUUUCUGCCCUCCAACGGAGGAAGAUAUUCCAGAAGGGAAGAGCUUGGUUGUUGUGGCAUAUAAUCCUCUUGGAUGGAAUCGCACUGAGAUUGUUAGGAUACCUGUUAAUUAUGAUGAUCUUGUUGUUCAAGAUUCCUCCGGAAACAUCCUCGAGACACAAUAUGUGAGUGUGGAUAAUGUUACAAGCAAUCUAAGAACAUUUUAUACAGAAGCCUACUUGGGACAGUCAUCAAAACAAAUUCCCAAGUACUGGCUAAUCUUUCAAGCCUCUGUGUCACCACUUGGUUGGGACACAUACUUCAUCUCUAGAGGAGCUACCAAAGGGAAAAGAAGAGUUGGACUUCUCUCUGUGAAGGACAGUCCACAGAAUGAGACCAUUGAAAUUGGACCAGGAGAUCUGAAGAUGUCCUUAUCUUCUGCUUCUGGACAACUCAAGCGGAUGUAUAAUUCUAAAACAGGAGUUGAUGUACCAAUACAGCAGAGCUACCUCUGGUAUGGUUCAAGCACCGAUGGCCAGGCUUCAGGUGCAUAUAUAUUCCGGCCUAAUGGUGCCCCUCCAACUAUUGUGUCAAGAUCUGUACCCUUGAAGGUCUUUCGUGGACCAUUAUUCGAUGAGGUUCACCAAGAAUUCAGUUCAUGGAUCUAUCAGGUCAUUAGAGUUUACAGAGACAAAGAGCAUGCCGAAGUUGAAUAUACUAUUGGUCCAAUUCCUACAGACGACGGUGUUGGUAAAGAGGUCAUCACACGAAUGACAGCAAACAUGGAGACUAACAAGAUGUUUUACACCGAUUCCAAUGGGAGGGAUUUCAUUAAAAGGGUACGAGAUUAUAGAGCAGACUGGAACCUUUCAGUUAAUCAACCUGUUGCAGGAAACUACUAUCCACUAAACCUUGGGAUCUUUACUUCGGAUAACAAAUCUGAGUUCUCAGUCUUGGUUGAUCGUGCCACUGGAGGAUCCAGCAUUCAAGACGGACAAGUAGAGAUGAUGCUACAUAGGCGUCUACUGGUCGAUGAUGGUAGAGGGGUGGGUGAAGCCCUUGAUGAAACAGUGUGCAUCAAGAAUAAUACAUGUCAAGGACUAACGGUUCGAGGAAACUAUUAUAUGAGCAUAAACCAGUUCGGGGAUGGUGCCCAAUGGCGUCGGACAACUGGACAAGAAGUUUACUCGCCACUUCUUCUAGCUUUCACCCAUGAGAACUUGGAGAAUUGGACUGCAUCUCAUUUAACAAAAGGGUCUGUCAUGGAUUCAAGUUACAGCUUGCCUCCCAAUGUUGCUUUGAUUACUCUUCAGGAGUUGGAUGGUGGAAGUGUACUUCUCCGUCUAGCACAUCUAUAUGAGGCUGCUGAAGCUCCUCAAUAUUCUACAUUGGCAAAAGUUGAACUGAAGAAGAUGCUAACAGGAAAAACGAUAAAGCAGUUGAAAGAAGUGAGCUUGUCAGCAAACCAAGAGAAGUCAGCGAUGAAGAAGAUGACGUGGAAAGUCGAGGGUUCCACAGGAGAAGAACCUACACCAGUAAGAGGCGGCCCUGUCGAUAGUUCAACUCUUGUUGUUGAGCUUGGACCCAUGGAGAUACGUACUUUCUUAUUGAAAUUUUAGGCAGUCUAUUUUGCAUCUUGUUAUAUUCAACACGAUAAAGCACCAAUGAUUCCAUAAGUUUGUCAUAUAUUGAGGCCAACAUAUUGAGUUGA